This is a messenger RNA of Engraulis encrasicolus (European anchovy), 3980 nucleotides long. RefSeq names its product UDP-glucuronate decarboxylase 1 (gene uxs1). Gene Ontology annotation, molecular function: NAD+ binding; UDP-glucuronate decarboxylase activity. Gene Ontology annotation, cellular component: cytoplasm. Gene Ontology annotation, biological process: D-xylose metabolic process. Lineage: Eukaryota; Metazoa; Chordata; Actinopteri; Clupeiformes; Engraulidae. The record is from RefSeq and is a predicted model, not a curated record. The transcript is spliced from 16 exons. The coding region runs from base 918 to 2210 and encodes 430 amino acids.
CAUUCGUGUAUUUCUGUCCUGGAAGUUGAGCUUUCUGCAAUCGCGGCAGGCUUUUCAAUUGAUACCAGAUGCACUCGCUUUUGUUUUCUAUGGAUGUAAUGAGGGAAAUGGAACUCGGAUUGGUUUCUACCUGCCCUUUUUCGAUCGUAUUAUUAUCGUAAAGCCUUGUCGGUAGCUUAGUACAAUGAGCCAUUCAUGUGUAUAUGAUCGGUAGCUUUUAAAAGACUUAACAUUAUGACAUUCAUCAAAAAUGAGCGUGAACGUGCUUGAGAAUUUCUCAGCUAACGUAAGCAGUUGGUUAGCAAGCUAGCUAGGUACCAUUACAUGGCUCUUGAAAGAUGCCAAGCAUGACUUGUGCAGUGCUGUCGUUGGUAAAUGCAAUUAUUUAUCUUUGACGCGCGAAAGAGGUGGGUGUCGUAAUUCAAUAGUGUAAACCAUAUGUCCUGUCAUACAGCACAACACAAGGUUCUGGUGGUGCUGAUGUAGGUAUUUGCAUUUUAGCCUCCUGCUAACAUUAUCAAGCAGGUUAACGUUAACUCCGCGUAGGAGUUCAGACACUGUUGCAGCCUCGCCAAGUUUGCCUGUUGUAGAACUAGUUGACCAGCUACCGAACACUGCUUCUUUUUCGAUGUCCACUAGCAGACCAUUUGUAACAUAACCGUGUCUGAUAUGUGUGAACGACCUCACGUACAGUGCUGCCUGAAUUUACUACUGAACUGCCAGACAUCAAAAGGACACUCAUUUUGACACUGAACAACUUCUUAGGUUGUUUCCGCGUGUCGCUUUUUUCUAUGCUCACAGUUGUAACAGUGCCAAAAAAAUAAACAGCUAUAGCCCAAGUUGCAUACUGAUUUGAAGUAAUAAUGCGGCUAUAACGAAGCACAUGUGCUUCCGGGUUCGAUGUUGCUGUUCUUCGGAUGAUGAUGCGGAUGCCCUGGCUGAUAUCAGGAAUUAGUCGACGCAUGAUGAAGCUCCUGGUCGCCCUUGCCUUGAUUGCCUACAUUGCCUCUGUCUGGGGAACCUACACAAAUAUGAGGUCCAUACAGGAGCAAGGAGAAGUACGGAUAGAGCAGAAGAUUGAUGAGGCAGUUGCUCCAUUACGAGAGAAGAUUCAUGAUUUGGAGUUAAGAAGUUGGGUAUUCCAAGGAGGUGGUUCAUUCAGCUUCUCGCAGAAGUACCCACCUGUGAAGUUCCUGUCUGAAAAGGAUCGCAAGAGGAUUCUGAUCACUGGAGGUGCCGGCUUCGUGGGCUCGCACCUGACCGACAAGCUGAUGAUGGAUGGUCACGAGGUGACGGUGGUGGACAACUUCUUCACGGGCCGCAAGCGCAACGUGGAGCACUGGAUCGGCCACGAGAACUUCGAGCUCAUCAACCACGACGUGGUGGAGCCGCUUUACAUCGAAGUGGACCAGAUCUAUCACUUGGCCUCCCCAGCGUCUCCCCCGAACUACAUGUACAACCCCAUCAAAACCCUGAAGACCAACACCAUCGGGACGCUGAAUAUGUUGGGGCUGGCCAAACGUGUCGGAGCACGCCUUCUGCUGGCCUCUACGUCAGAGGUGUACGGAGACCCAGAGGUCCAUCCUCAGAACGAGGAGUACUGGGGUCACGUGAACCCCAUUGGGCCACGGGCCUGCUACGACGAGGGGAAACGGGUGGCCGAGACCAUGUGCUACGCCUACAUGAAACAGGAGGGCGUGGAGGUGAGGGUGGCGCGCAUCUUCAACACCUUUGGGCCGCGCAUGCACAUGAAUGACGGCCGCGUGGUCAGCAACUUCAUCCUGCAGGCCCUGCAGAGUGAGGGCCUCACGGUGUAUGGGUCUGGAUCACAGACGAGGGCCUUUCAAUAUGUGAGUGACCUCGUCAAUGGCCUGGUCUCCUUGAUGAACAGCAACAUAAGCAGUCCUGUAAACCUGGGGAACCCAGAGGAGCACACCAUCCUGGAGUUUGCACAGCACAUAAAGGGCCUGGUUGGGAGCCGCAGCCAGAUCCAGUUCCUGCCCGAGGCCCAGGACGACCCCCAGAGGAGGAGGCCCGACAUCCGCAAGGCCAAGAUGAUGCUGGGCUGGGAGCCAGUGGUACCCCUGGAGGAGGGCCUGAACAAGACGAUCCAGUACUUUGCACGAGAGCUGGAGCACCAGGCCAACAACCAGUACAUCCCCAAGCCCAAAGCCGCCCGCAUGAAGAAGGGCAGACCCAGACACAACUGACCCACCCGUCUUUUUGCCACAACUUGAUAACGUCUUUUCAGGAAAUGCUCUGGGAGCUGGGAGAUUUUAUUUUUUAUUUUCUUGAUUUUUUUUUGUUGUUUAUUACAGGGGUUUUUCGUUUGUUUGUUUUGGCGAAGGACAGCGCCUUUUUAAAAGGACGAUCAUCAGAAGUCGUGGUUGUGAGGUGACGCGCGGCUGUGAUGCAGUAACGGGUGUUUUCUCUGUAGACAGGCACGCAACAUAGAGACUGACCUCAGACGUCAGUUUUUGAGACAUGACAAAAUACAAGAAGCGAGGACCACCAGACAAGAGCCACAGUCGGACCUUGCCUUGCACUAUUUGUCAUUUGUCUUGUGCGUUGCACCCUUUAUUUAAUUAAUGACGUACUGAAAACGUCAUUGAUGAGCCAUUUUUAUCCUGAAGAUAAUGUCAAGACUGCGGUACGUACUUUACUGUAACUCUUGUUUGAGUGCUUGUUUGAUUGUGUUUUGUUUGGUUUUUCCUUGUACACAAUCAACCUACUCCAAUGCCAUAACAUGCCACCUUGGGAGGUGUUCCGCUUCCCGCCAUCUUUGUCUGUUGGUUGAUGGUCUGUCUGUGUUGGAGGACUUGUAGAGGAGCCAGGGAUGUAUACGUUGAUUCGAAUCUGCCAGAGAAGAUCUAGAAGGCUUCGAGACAAGACUACUUUUUGGAGCCUUUAGGAAGUUUCAAGUCAAGCCUGCCAGAAAAGAAGGUUGACCGUCUGCUUCAAGUAAAGGAAUAGCUCCAAAAUGUUUCAGUACAUGCCUGCUUCGAAAGAGCCGAACAGGGUUCCUGUUGAGGAUCACUUUGACUCUUGUGGCCCUCGGUUCUCAGGACUUGAGAUGACGAUGAUGAGGGAAAUGGGUGGGGGUGACAAAAAAACAGUUUUAAGCUCUGCCAUGUGAUGUGAGUUUUGAAGCCAUCUUUUGUGUCGUUUUACCUUUACAUGAUCUAUACCUGUGGGCAUAUGGACAUGUUCACACACACACACACACACAUAGAUACACACACACACACACACACACACACACACACACACACACACACACACACACACACAUACACACACACACACACACACUUUAGAGAACUCUUUACACCCCACAUUUGAUUUCAGGAACGUGGGAGGAAAAAAAGCCUAUUUUAAUAAAAUAUUUACAGUGUUUGUGAAAACGUGUCCCUUUUCUUCAUUUUUUUCCUCAGCCUGUUCCUUCUGUGUCUACCGUUUGUGCUUGACCUACAUAUAGCAGUUGAACAAGCGGCUGUCACGCUGCCCAGCAUUUAUUUAAAUAACAGGUUCCUGCAGUUAGCUGUUCGUUUUUUUGUCCGCUAAUGGUACCAUUGUAAGCUGUUGCUUACAAAUGACAGUUUUGUCCCACCCUCUUUCCCCCCAGCUGUCCCUCACAAAUACACAAACAAGAGAUUCUCAAAAGCGUCUUUAUUCACUCCACUUUGAGGCUGUCGUAAAAAUGGCAUUUGUAUUUGGCCUAAAUGGAUAGGUGAAAUUGCUGAGAUGGUGAAAGAAUGCUUACAUUGACAAAGGAUAAUGAGAAUGAAUGAGUACAACGGAUAAGGGAAAAGGAAACAUAAUGAUUUUUAUAUGCCCCUCUCACCUGCUGUAGCAAAACAACUUAAAGAAUUGGCACUGCGUCUCAAGAGAGCUACAUUGAGACCCUACACAGCCGUCGUGAAACGGACUUCGGUCGUGUCCUUCAUCCAAUUCAUACUAUACCAGUGACAAGACACAUU